AUGUCGAUGCUUCACAAGCAGGCCCUGGGCCGGAGCGGGGUCUCCGCCCGUGCCAGCCGUUCUCGCAGCGUUGUCGUGCGCGCUGAGCGUGCCCUGUGGGCCCCCGGCGUUGUGGCUCCCGCGUGGCUGGAUGGCAGCCUGCCCGGGGACAGGGGCUUUGACCCUGCUGGCCUUGGCGCGGACCCCAAGGCUCUGGCCUGGCACAGGCAGGCUGAGCUGGUGCACGGUCGCUGGGCCAUGCUGGGCGCCGCGGGUGUGCUGGGCCAGGAGAUCCUCAACCCCAGCAUCAACUGGUACACCGAGGCCGCGCUGCCGCAGAACCUGCCGGCGCCCUUCACCAACGUCAACUUCGGCGGCCUGCUGGCGAUCGAGUUCCUGCUCAUGCACUGGGUGGAGGUCCGCAGGUGGCAGGACAUCCGGAAGUUCGGCUCCGUCAACGAGGACCCGAUCUUCAAGGGCAACAGCGUCCCCAACCUGGAGCCCGGCUACCCCGGCGGCAUCUUUGACCCUCUGGGCUUCAGCAAGGGCAACCUGAAGGAGCUGCAGACGAAGGAGAUCAAGAACGGCCGCCUGGCCAUGAUCGCGUGGAUCGGCUUCGCCUUCCAGGCCCAGACCACCGGCAAGGGCCCGCUCGCGUCCCUGGCGGGCCACCUCAGCGACCCGGCCGGUGACAACUGGUUGACCAACAUCGGCACCUGCGCCAUCCCCAAGACCGUGGACGUGCAGGGCCUCAGCAUCCCCACCACCUGCCUCUGGCCCGCGGCCAACUAA
This is a messenger RNA of Monoraphidium neglectum, 771 nucleotides long. Its product is annotated as Chlorophyll a-b binding protein. Lineage: Eukaryota; Viridiplantae; Chlorophyta; Chlorophyceae; Sphaeropleales; Selenastraceae. Gene Ontology annotation, biological process: photosynthesis, light harvesting in photosystem I; response to light stimulus. Gene Ontology annotation, cellular component: membrane. The record is from RefSeq and is a predicted model, not a curated record. The transcript has 5 exons. The coding region runs from base 1 to 771 and encodes 256 amino acids.